This is a messenger RNA of Glossina fuscipes, 1131 nucleotides long. Its product is annotated as mitochondrial potassium channel ATP-binding subunit-like. Lineage: Eukaryota; Metazoa; Arthropoda; Insecta; Diptera; Glossinidae. Gene Ontology annotation, cellular component: membrane. Gene Ontology annotation, molecular function: ATPase-coupled transmembrane transporter activity; ATP hydrolysis activity; ATP binding. The record is from RefSeq and is a predicted model, not a curated record. The transcript has 6 exons.
AUGCGAAUUCCAAGUUUGCUGGGCGAUGUUAUUAAUGUAUUGGCAAGCUACGCAAAUACAUAUGUGGAACAUCCUAUUAGCAAUUCUUUUUUCAAGGAUAUUGCAAAACCUGCUUCAAAUUUACUCAGUUUGUAUUUAACGCAAUCAGGGUUAACAAAUUUCUUUUUGAAUGGUUUGGUACUAUCAACACUUUUUCUUAUGUCCACUGAGAACAUGUCGCCUGGUGCAUUAAUGGCUUUUCUAGUAGCAACACAAGGUGUGCAAAGGUCGUUAAAUCAGGGUUUAAUUUUAUUAGGCACAAUGAUAUGCGGAAUGACCGCUGGUUUAAGGAUUUUUGAGUACCUACAAAUAGAACCAAAAGUAGAACUUUUACGUGGCUACGAAAUUCCUCCUGAACGUCUCUAUGGAGAAAUUCGCUUUGAAAAUAUUUACUUUUCCCGUCCUACUAGUCCAGAUCACGUAGGUACAUUUUUUGCUAAAAAAGAAGCUUUAGUAAUAAUUGGACUUCGCUUCACGUUUAAGGGCACAAUCCACAAGUCUUGUGGUUGCUUUUUUUUUUUAAUUUCUAUUAACUUUUUCAAAUAUCAUUUUUGUAAGACACUGUAUUUUACAACUUUCCCAGAUUUUAUUCGCAAUUUCUUAGGUUUUAUCGAGCAUCAACCAGUUCUCUUUGCGACGACAAUAUUGGAAAACAUUCGAUACGGACGUCCGGCAGCCGACGAAUCGGAGAUAUAUGAAGUCUCUAAGCAAUCACAAUCCCAUGAUUUUGUUUCGUCUUUACCCGAUGGAUACGACACGAAUGUCGGUGAACGUGGUACACAAUUAAGCGGCGGUCAACGACAACGCAUUGCAAUAGCACGCGCUUUGUAAAAAAAUCCGAAAAUAUUAAUACUUGAUGAAGCCAUCAGUGCUCUAGACGCCACAAGUGAAGCUGAUGUUCAAAAAAUUCUUGAUAAUGCCGUUUUAAAUAGGACUACAUUACUAAUUGCGCAUUGUUUGUCAACGAUAAGAAACGCCGAUCUGAUUGUUGUAUUAGAUCAAGGACGAAUAGUGGAGUCGGGCAAACAUGAUGAAUUAAUGGCCAAACGAGGCCUUUACUACGACCUGCUAAAGAGACAAGAACGACAUUAA